Messenger RNA from Ceraceosorus guamensis, 369 nucleotides. RefSeq names its product cytochrome P450. The transcript has a single exon. The record is from RefSeq and is a predicted model, not a curated record. Gene Ontology annotation, molecular function: iron ion binding; monooxygenase activity; oxidoreductase activity, acting on paired donors, with incorporation or reduction of molecular oxygen. The annotation marks the transcript as partial. Lineage: Eukaryota; Fungi; Basidiomycota; Exobasidiomycetes; Ceraceosorales; Ceraceosoraceae.
CUUCAAGCCGAGCUUGACGCAGCUUUCCCAGAGGCCGACGACAUUUGGCAAGCCGAGCUGCACGAUCUCGAACAAUUGCCGUUUCUGAAUGCCACGGCCAAAGAAGCAUUGCGAUGGUCUCAAGCCGUGCCCGGUAUCCUGCCUCGCACCGUCCCUGCUGCAGGUUACAAGCGCGGCAAAGUGUACCUACCACCGGGCACUUCUGUAGGAAUGUCUACGCUAUACGUCCACUUUAACCCCACCAUCUUUUCAUCGCCAGAUACUUUUGAUCCAUCGCGCUGGUUCCUGCCGGGCACCAAGGACCUCAACCACCAUCUGGAGCACUACCUCGUCGCCUUUUCCAAGGGUUCGCGAAGAUGUCUAGGCCUG